This is a messenger RNA of Vitis vinifera (wine grape), 1575 nucleotides long. RefSeq names its product beta-amyrin 6-beta-monooxygenase. Bases 32 to 1483 code for a protein of 483 amino acids. NCBI's taxonomy places the organism in Eukaryota, Viridiplantae, Streptophyta, Magnoliopsida, Vitales, Vitaceae. The record is from RefSeq and is a predicted model, not a curated record. The transcript has 3 exons. Gene Ontology annotation, molecular function: heme binding; oxidoreductase activity, acting on paired donors, with incorporation or reduction of molecular oxygen; iron ion binding. Gene Ontology annotation, biological process: sterol metabolic process.
UUGUCCUCAUUGUUAUCAUCGAGUAAAAGACAUGGAUCUCUUCUUCUCAUAUCUACUUUACCUUAUAGUACUCUCCACUAUAUCUCUUGGCAUAAUCUUCCUUGCUUAUCACCACAAAUCUUCCAAUUCAAAGCUUCCCCCUGGUAGAAAAGGCUGGCCCAUCAUCGGGGAAACAAUGCAGUUUGCCUUAGCAGCUCAAAGGGGAAAUCCAGAGAGGUUCAUAAAUGAUAGAAUGAACAAGUACUCCCCUGAAGUAUUCCGGAUCUCCUUGAUGGAAGAGAACAUGGCUGUGAUGUGUGGUGCACCAGGGAACAAGUUUUUCUUCUCCAAUGAGAAUAAGCUUGUCACCUCGUGGUGGCACCGCUCCAUGAAGAAGAUUUUGUACUUCCCCUCGCUUUUUGAUAACCCUGCAACACAAGAUCAGAUCAAAACUCCUAGCUUUCUUCCAGAAUUUCUCAAGCCAGAAGCUCUGAAACACUAUGUAGCCAUCAUGGAUUUGAUGGCAGGUAUGCACAUAGAUAUGGAUUGGGCUCCUUAUAGAGAAGUGAAGGUUUUUCCACUCGUAAAGAAGUAUGCCUUCGCAUUAUCUUGCCGGUUGUUUAUGAAGGUUGAUGAUCCUCAGUGUGUUGCCAGAAUUUCUCAUCCUUUCGAACUUAUUAUGGCUGGGUUCCUUUCUGUACCUUUAGAUAUUCCUGGUACAGCAUUCAACCGGGCUAUCAAAGCACGCAACAUCGUCCACAAAGAGCUUCUAGCAAUCAUCAACAAGAGGAAAAUGGAAUUAGGACAGAAAGGAAACUCAGCAGCCAGAGACUUUCUGUCCCACAUGCUUUUAGAAGCAAAUAAGAAUGGUGAGAUUAUGAGUGAAACGGAGAUCAGUACUCACCUUAUUUGUCUACUGCUGGCAACCCAUGACAGCACAAGUGCGGUUAUCACAUUUGUUCUCAAGUAUCUGGCAGAGUUUCCCAGUAUCUAUAAUGAAGUCUUUAAAGAACAAAUGGAGAUCGCAAAGGGCAAGGGCUCAGAAGAAUAUCUGAACUGGGAUGACAUUCAAAAGAUGAGAUAUUCUUGGAAUGUGGCAAAUGAAACAAUGAGGCUAACGCCACCUGUUCAAGGAGCCUUUAGGGAAGUCAUUAAAAACUUCACUUACGCAGGUUUUACUAUGCCAAAGGGAUGGAAGACACAUUGGAACGUGAAUACAACACACAGAAAUCCCAAAUACUUUCCAGAUCAUGAGAAAUUUGAUCCCUCAAGAUUUGAAGGAAGAGGACCUGAACCAUUCACUUUUGUACCCUUUGGGGGAGGACCUCGGAUGUGCCCAGGAAGGGAAUAUGCUCGAGCUCAAGUACUUGUUUUCAUACAUAAUAUUGUGACGAAAUUCAAAUGGGAGAGAGUAGAUCCAAACGAAAAGAUUUCUUAUAAUCCGUCUCCCAUUCCAGAAAAGGGCUUCCCUAUUUGCCUCCAGCCUCUAGAAAAUAUAUAUUGAUUUAGGACUUGAUAACGGAACCAUGUAAGAAUUAAGCUAUAUUUGUGGUGCAUUUUAAUGUUUCAAUAAUAUGGCUCCCAAUAUUGAUUUCA